Messenger RNA from Closterium sp. NIES-67, 1267 nucleotides. Lineage: Eukaryota; Viridiplantae; Streptophyta; Zygnematophyceae; Desmidiales; Closteriaceae. The record is from the annotation of a GenBank genome assembly.
ACCUUGAGACUUGGUCCCUGGAUCUGUAAUUUUUCCCUCGCCAAACUACACGCAAGUAGCACAAUCGUAGCCAUCGCCUCAACCUUACCUCGGACCUCAGCAGCCAUCGCUCGACCUAAGUGCAGCGUCUGUAGCGUCCUCCCGAAGAGUCCGCUAAAGUCCGUUUGUUACUUCCGACAUCGCCCGCUGCGAAAUUCGCCGUAGCUGUACCGAUGGAGCAGCUACCGUCAGUAGACGAGCUUAAGAUUCUAGCUCUCGAGUACCUUUCAAAGGCCGAGACCUCUCUCUGGAAGGUGCUACCGCCUGUCGUGCAAGAGUCUCCCGUAUUCCUCGAUAUAAGCCGAGCCCUUAAUGUUCGCGUCGAGACAGCUCUGUUGCUGUCGACGAUCGGCGUCCUACUGGCCUCUCUUAUAUUCCUCCUCGCCGUGCGGUUGGCGUUCGCGGGCCCUCGCUUCAACACCAUUGUGCUGCUGGGCCUGUGCGGAGCCGGCAAGACGUCCCUCUGGUACAAGCUGCGGGAUGGAUCAACGCACGGCGGCACAGUGACGUCCAUGGCGGUCAACGACGACAAAUUCCCCCUGCACGCCGAACUGAGCAAGAACCCCAGGGCGCGGCCAGUGCAUCUGGUGGACGCACCCGGCCACCCCCGCCUGCGCUCCCUGGCGGGCCCCUUCCUGUCGCGCGCGUGUGGCAUUGUGUUCGUGGUGGACGCCCUGGACUUCACUCUCAACAUCCGACCCAAUGCAGAGUUUCUGUACGAGCUGCUGUCGUCUGCUGCGGUGCAACGAAGGCGGGUGCCAGUGCUGCUGGCGUGUAACAAGAUGGAGAAGGUGACAGCUCACUCUGUGGAGUUCAUCAGGAAGCAACUUGAAAAGGAAAUAGAGAAGCUGCGGUCGUCCCGCCACUCCAUGGCAUCGGUCGGCUCCAGCAAGGACGGGGCCUCUCAGGGGCUUGCUCUCAAGGGCAGUGGCGGCACCUUCCGGUUCGCUGACUGCGUCAACCCUGUGUCGUUUGCAGAGUGCUCUGUAGCGAGUGAUAAUCUAAAUGGUGUCGAGUCAUUUAUUCGUGACCUUGUCAGGCCUUGAUGAAUGUGCACUGGACUUCAGUGCCAGUGUGUAUUUGGCUGUGACUGCCAGUCAGUGGCAGCUGCCAAUAGGUGCUUCUGCCAUCAAUAGUAGCUAUCCGUGGUCACCUAAUCUCACUUAAAAUGACUGUACGAUAAUGCAUGGCGACCUUAACAUGACUCAAUGUGUGGAAGACAAGCAAG